Messenger RNA from Aureobasidium uvarum, 1203 nucleotides. The record is from the annotation of a GenBank genome assembly. Lineage: Eukaryota; Fungi; Ascomycota; Dothideomycetes; Dothideales; Saccotheciaceae.
AUGUCAGGGGCAUGGAACCCUGACGCCGGCUACAAACCACCCUCAGAUUACCACUCCGAAGCGCUGGUUGCCAUUGCUGCUGCUUUUCUUGCUCUCACAGUCACAUUCACCUCGCUUCGGUUCUUUGUCAGAGGUUACAUGAUUCGUGCUUUGGGCUGGGAUGAUUGGUUCAUUCUACUGACACUUGCGUCCUUCGUCUGUCAAGCCGCCUUCCUUGUGCACAUUGCAUCGAUGGAGCAAACCCACAACUUGGAGUGGCCGAUACCUUUGUCUAAUACACUGGAGUAUGUCGUCCUGGAGUUUGCCUUUUAUAUAUUCACCACCAUGGUUCUUGAAAAGUGGCAGCGUCGAACGAUAAUCAUCAGCACGGCCAUAUUCUCACUUUACACAUUCGGAUUCUUCUUUGUCGCCAUAUUCCAGUGUGGCUCUCCGGAUAAAUACCUCCUUCACAAAGUGCAAGGCAAAUGCAUUUCAUGGAGUGUUCUUGGCCCCAUGAACUACAUCCAUGGAGUUAUGAACGCUUUGACCGACUGGAUCUUCGUGUCUCUUCCAAUACUGGUUGUCCGAAAAGCCAACAUGACUGGCAGAGACAAGUCGUCAGUGAUUCUUGUCCUUGUCAUCGGUGUCUUCGGCAGCGUGGCAUCAGUCGUUCGCCUCUUCUAUAUCAAGGCACUCCAUUCUGGCGACCAGGACGCCACAACCUUCUUCUCAGACGCGUCAAGCAUUGCCAUCCUGAGUACGAUCGAACCCGGUAUGGGCAUCACAGCAGCAUGUAUGGCAACCUUGAGGCCAUUGUUCAAGACUGUCCUAGACCGCACCCGCACUCAUCUCUCGAGCGUCUCUGACAAGAACAAGCUGUCGACCGCAGAGCGCGGUACUAACUCUCACAGUGGAUUCACCUCAUCACAGCAGUCUCCUGUACGCGGAGAAUUUGCGCAGUAUGGAUUUGCCUCGGAGGGCAAAUCCCGGGCAAACAGCGACAGUGAGCCACAGUUGGAGAUGUUCGACCUCUCUACAAAAACGCCGACGAUUGGCUUGGACGAAGUCGUGGUUCAAUUUGACACUGUGCAAUUCGAGAGACGCGAAUCACAGAGCGAACUUCUGGCCGAGCUGCAACAAGCGAGACAAGCUUACAGUGCACGCAUUUGGAGCGGAAGUGAUGACAAGUUGGCACAGCCCAACCUUCUGCUUCCUGAUAUUUGA